Messenger RNA from Musa acuminata AAA Group (dessert banana), 1229 nucleotides. RefSeq names its product ferredoxin C 2, chloroplastic. NCBI's taxonomy places the organism in Eukaryota, Viridiplantae, Streptophyta, Magnoliopsida, Zingiberales, Musaceae. The coding region runs from base 319 to 900 and encodes 193 amino acids. The transcript has 6 exons. Gene Ontology annotation, molecular function: iron-sulfur cluster binding. The record is from RefSeq and is a predicted model, not a curated record.
GCCGGUAUUCUGUGCCAAUCGGACUGCUUCAGCUUCACAUCGGCAAAUCCCCGAGCUGUGGCUCGUUUCGUGUAUUCUUCUGGACUCGGAAGGCUUGCCAAGCAGUGGGGACCACGUCUCAUAUGACGUGGCAUAAUUUCGUUAGCGGUAUGAUUUGAGGUGAAAGCGCGGUCUCCUCGAUGAAAACUGACGGCCUUGCUCUCUUAUCUGGACCCGCCGUUGCCCGGAGGUGAGCCGCAGAGAGAGAGAGAGAGAGGCAGUGGUGGCGGCAGCGACGGUAGUGAAGGCAAAGCAAACACAGUCGUACUCUUGGCGCUUAUGAUGCAUUCGGCGGCGAUGGUUCUCUCGAUCCCUUCCAGCAGCAGCUGCUGCUGCCACUCGAACUGCCUCCUCUCUUGGCAACUUGCAAACACGAAACCGCUCCUUCACCUCUGUAGGAAGCCAUCGACGGCAGUCCGUGCAGAGCUGCAGACCUCGGAGCCGACGGCAGCGACCGCUUCAGCAUCUUCCUCUUCUAUUCCGACGCACCGCGUCACAGUUCAUGACCGUCAGCGGGGUGUCGUCCAUGAGUUCCUCGUCCCGGAGGACCAAUAUAUACUACACACCGCGGAGUCUCAGAACAUAUCCCUGCCCUUUGCUUGCAGGCAUGGUUGCUGCACCAGCUGUGCUGUUCGAGUAAAAUCUGGACAAAUCAGACAACCUGAGGCUCUCGGAAUAUCUGCAGAACUGAAAGCUAAGGGUUAUGCAUUACUAUGUGUGGGUUUCCCAUCUUCUGAUAUUGAAGUUGAAACACAAGAUGAGGAUGAGGUAUAUUGGCUCCAAUUCGGACGAUAUUUUGCUCGAGGGCCAAUUCAGGAAAGGGAUGACUAUGCACUGGAGCUAGCCAUGGGUGAUGAGUGAUCGAUACCUGAUAGACAAACUCAAACAAUCUAGCCUUCAAUCGAUCCUGAGCCGAUUUCUUUAUGACCUAACUAAUGUAUAUUGUACAAGUACUUGUAAGAGAGUAGGAUGUGUUUGUCAUCAGAUCCUUAUGGGGUUCCUUUAGGAACCAAGUUAUGGAACAGCGAGUAUGAUGAUCCAUCCAUCUCAUUCCUCUGCUAUCACAUUAAGAUAUAUGGGUUGUUGGCUGCACCUCGCACGCUUAAUAUUUCAUGUAUGGCAGAUAGAGGUGGAUUUAAGAACAACAUCAACAACUAGAUGAUCGGUAACACCUCAGAUUCUUUGGAUGA